AUGGCUCCCAGAAAGAUCAUUAUCGACACUGAUCCCGGCGUGGACGAUAUUCUGGCCAUGCUGUUGGCUCUCAGCGCCAGUAAGGAGGAGCUUGAGGUUAUCAUGAUCUCCGUAACAUAUGGAAACGUCCCUCUCGAAUGCUGCGGACGCAACGUCGUCGGCAUGAUGCAGGUCAUUGAGAAGGAGAUGGCCUGGCGCAAAGCCAACGGCCGUCCUGAAGGCUUCGAGUCCCUCAAGGCAUGCAAGCCUCUGGUCGCUCUUGGCGCCGAGCAUCCUCUGGAAGAAACGGAUCUCAAGUAUGACCACUUCCACGGUCUGGAUGGCCUCCACAACGUCCACUCCACCUUCCCAGACUUUAGCCCUCCCGAGAAGUGGCUGCACAUCUUCCGUGAGCAGGGCUCCUCCGUGACAGACCUAGACAAGAUCUCGCCCCUCUUCACGCCCUCGCGGGAGCCCGCGCACAAGGAGAUGCUGCGGCUGCUCCGCGAGAACCCCGUCGACAGCAUCACCAUCUUGACCGUCGGUCCCACGACUAACGCGGCGCUCGCCGCGUCUGAGGACCCGGAGGCCUUCCUUCGCGCGCGCGAGGUCGUCGUUAUGGGCGGCGCCGUGCGCGUGCAGGGCAACAUCACGCCCGUGGCCGAGUUCAACACAUAUGCCGACGCCGUCGCCACGGCGCGCCUCUUCGCCCUCAGCUCCUUCACUCCCUCGGCCACGCUGCCGCCGACCACGCCGCGCACCACGCUGCCACCCUAUCCCGCAAACCUUCCGCGGCCGCUUCGCGUCGUGCUCUGCCCGCUCGACAUCACCGAUCAGCACGAGCUGACGAGCACGUACUUUGCGGAGACGAUGGCGCCAGUCGUGGAGUCGGGCAGCCCGCUGGGCACGUGGGUGCGGCACUUUGUCGGCGGCGCGUUCGACAAGAUCGCGAGCAUCCUCGGGUCGGACACCACGGCCGGCCUGUCGCUGCACGACCCGAUGACGGUGUGGUACGUGCUCGGCGCGAGCGCGGAGGACCCGCGGUGGAAGCUGACCGAGGCCGAGGAUAUCCGCAUCGAGACGGCGGGCCAGUGGUCGCGCGGCAUGCACAUCGUCGACCAUCGCGGCAAACUGCGGCCUGCGCAGGCGGCGUUCCGGGCGUCGGCGGAUCCGUGCAACGACCCCGAGGUGCUGAGGCUGGACGCCGUCGACGGCGAUGAACUCGGCUGGCUGAGCGUCCUGAGGGGCAACCGCAUCUACCGCGUCGUGGGGACGCCGGGCGAGGAAAUCUUCAAGGAGGUGCUGCUGCAGCGCGUCUUUGGGCUGGUAGCGUAA
This is a messenger RNA of Cordyceps fumosorosea ARSEF 2679, 1314 nucleotides long. Its product is annotated as Inosine/uridine-preferring nucleoside hydrolase domain protein. Gene Ontology annotation, cellular component: cytosol. NCBI's taxonomy places the organism in Eukaryota, Fungi, Ascomycota, Sordariomycetes, Hypocreales, Cordycipitaceae. Bases 1 to 1314 code for a protein of 437 amino acids. The record is from RefSeq and is a predicted model, not a curated record. Gene Ontology annotation, biological process: purine nucleoside catabolic process. The transcript has 4 exons. Gene Ontology annotation, molecular function: purine nucleosidase activity.